Molecule: messenger RNA, 916 nt
Organism: Aphanomyces invadans
Lineage: Eukaryota; Oomycota; Saprolegniomycetes; Saprolegniales; Verrucalvaceae
Exons: 2
Coding region: 288-842 (184 amino acids)
Cellular component (GO): cytosol
Molecular function (GO): holo-[acyl-carrier-protein] synthase activity; magnesium ion binding
Source: RefSeq, a predicted model, not a curated record
AUUUAAUUAGAUGUCGGAGCAUUGAACUGUCCGACAGCCGACGAACGCGAUGGCGACGUCGGUACCUGGGCACCGAUGGUACGUAAACGUGGAGGCGUGGGCGCCAACUCCAGAUGAAUGGAAAGCUUUGCUUCAUCGCCUGCCUUCUGACGAACAACAAGCAGUGAUGCGGUAUCGAUUCCCCAAAGAUCAAAAGUUUGCUCUCUGCAGUCGCCUGCUCCAACGAAAGAUCGUCGCAGAUACGUUCCACGUUCCGUUCCCCUCCAUUUCAAUCGUUCGCAACGACCAUGUACGUCGAUCGAUCCCGUGUUCACCGUCGUCUCGAGCGAUUGAUUCUCCAGGGCAAACCGUCAUGGCCUGCAUGUCCUGUUCCUACGUGGAACUACAACGUAUCCCAUCAUGGAGCGAUCUGCGCCAUUGCGUGCCAAUCCGACAGACGAAUUGGCAUCGACGUGGUGCGCGUGGAAUUGCCGAGGGAGGCGUUGGCUACCUUCUUCGAGUGCUUUGACGCCCAGUUUGGUCCUCGGGAAUGGAAAUACAUUCGAGGUGAACCUGGCGACGACCUCGAUCAAAUUCGACGCUUUUACUUGCUGUGGAGUUUGAAGGAAGCGUACACGAAGGCCCUGGGCGUGGGUAUCGUCAUCGACUUGAAGCGCCAACAGUUUGUCAUCGCGCCCGACACAAGUGCCAUUUCGCUCUACGUCGACGGCGUGCAUGCGAGCACUUGGCACUUCAAGAUCACUCCGCUGGACGACUCGCAUUACGUGUCCAUCGCGGCAGAAGGAGCCAUGGUCGAAGAGGUGUCGUGGAAGCGCCUCGAUGCUUCGACUGCCUUUCAGUAGACCACGUUGUAGCAGACUACCUUCCCAUUGCUUCAAUCCGUAGAUUGUGUGUUCUGUAGUGCGCUCAUGGUGGA